This is a messenger RNA of Ambispora gerdemannii, 904 nucleotides long. The record is from the annotation of a GenBank genome assembly. NCBI's taxonomy places the organism in Eukaryota, Fungi, Glomeromycota, Glomeromycetes, Archaeosporales, Ambisporaceae.
AUGACCGAUUUCAAACUUCCAAGAGAUACCGAAUUUUAUUCGGUAACUCUCACAUCAGUCGCCUUUCAAUCAUUAAACCUGUUAGGAUCUGCCUACGUAUAUUAUAGAACAUUUCUAUAUUGGCGAGCGAGAGAGUAUGGAUCUUUAGCAAUGUCACAUCGAUUGCCAUUAUAUGCCGCGUCAACAGAUUUUUUGACUGCAGGAUUGAAUGUUAUUAACGCGGCCUAUACAUUUUUUCAUUCGAAGACACUGCCAGAAGUGCCAUGUGCUGCCAUUGGAUGGGCUACUGCGAUUUUGAGUUUUCUAAAUCAAUUCAUGUUUCUUGGAAUCUCUAUUAUAACUUAUUUAAGAGUGUGUCAACACAAAUCCAUAGAGCUUGGUCGAUUCGACUAUAAACUUCUUUUAUUUAGUUGUUGUUUUACUACAAUCACGCUUACAAUUGUUUCCCGAGAUGGAUAUGGUGCUCAAAAAUAUUGGUGUGCAAACAAAUUCAACGCACGACUAUCAUUAAUCAUGCCAAUAGUUGAAAUCUCUUUCGUCGCAAUGGUCGCGCUAUUUUGCUACGUGGCAAUUUUGCGAGCACUCGUACGCAAUCGUCGAGAAUUGAAAAAAGGCACACUCUCUGCUUCUCAAAGUCAUAUGAUGAACCGGAUUGAGGAAAGAGUAACGAGAAAAAUCAUAGCUUAUGUUCUCUUCUUUAAUUUUCAAUGGCUUCCCAUUGUUGUGUAUGCACUUGCCGCUUUAAUCGAGCAAGCCGAAACAGAAACAUGGGUUUAUUAUGUAGGCGUCAUUGGCUUAAGUUUCGGUGGAAUCGGAAAUGCAUUAGCAUAUAUAAUGAAUGAGGGUUGGAUACCAAAUUAUAACACCUCAUCAUUCGAAUCGCAAAAACUCGUCCCACUUUCAG